This is a messenger RNA of Entrophospora candida, 915 nucleotides long. Lineage: Eukaryota; Fungi; Glomeromycota; Glomeromycetes; Entrophosporales; Entrophosporaceae. The record is from the annotation of a GenBank genome assembly.
AUGAUAGAAGAUCAUUAUAACCCAUGCGAACGUAUCAAUCAAUUUAUUGAUGAUGGUCAAUUAGAAAUAACGGAUAUUCUUGGCAUAGGUGCUUACGGAAUUGUUUACGCUGCAAAACAUGUUACAACCGGAAAAUCUUACGCAGUCAAAUGCAUAAUUAAAGCAAAUCUUGAUGCAAGACAACAAAAAUUUCAAUAUACCGAAAUCAAUUUGCACGCAAAAUUAUCUGGACAUCCUAAUAUUAUUAGAUUGGAAAAAGUGAUCGAGUCUGAUGAAAUGAUUGACAUUAUACUUGAAUAUUGUAAUGAAGGCGAUUUGUUCUCGAUAAUAACAGAGAAAGGCGGUUACGUAGGAAAUGAUUAUUUGAUAAAGUCAGUUUUCAUUCAAAUACUUGACGCCGUGCUAUUCAGUCAUCGCCAUGGUAUUUAUCACAGAGAUCUUAAACCGGAAAAUAUACUCGUGUUUGAUCAAGGAAAAACUAUCAAGUUGGCAGAUUUUGGUUUGGCUACCACCGAACUUUGUUCGAAUGAUUUCGGAUGUGGUUCUACAUUUUACAUGAGUCCAGAGUGUCAAGGUGGAUUUUAUAAGAAAUUACAAAUUUAUGAAACCGCACCAAAUGAUGUUUGGUCACUAGGAAUCAUUCUAAUUAAUUUGACAUGUGGUCGCAAUCCAUGGAAACAAGCUAGUAUACACGACGAAACAUUUGCUGCUUUUAUUAAAAAUAAAGAUUUCCUCAAGAAAAUAUUCCCGAUUACCGACGAGCUCAAUAGCAUUUUACUGGACAUUUUUGCUUUGGAUCCAAAAAACCGAAUUUCACUGUGUGAACUUCGGGAUCGAAUACUAAAUUGUACCAGUUUUACUGUUACCAAUAAUAAAUAUCAUGAUGAUGAGAUCAAUAAAGCAAUUCAAGAAUAA